Messenger RNA from Rosa chinensis, 1732 nucleotides. RefSeq names its product CO(2)-response secreted protease-like. Gene Ontology annotation, molecular function: serine-type endopeptidase activity. Gene Ontology annotation, biological process: proteolysis. The record is from RefSeq and is a predicted model, not a curated record. Lineage: Eukaryota; Viridiplantae; Streptophyta; Magnoliopsida; Rosales; Rosaceae.
CGUGCUCGUACCCACCUAAUAAGUUUAUCCCAGUUAGCUACUUACCAGCUAGCUCAUCGUCUUUGAUCACCACCAAAAAUGCCUAACCCUAUCCAUCAUUAUCUUGUCCUGCACAUAUAAAGCAGUCAUUAGCUUACUGAUCAUUACUUCAAGCCUUCAGGUGUUUCAUUCAUUCGGUAUGGGCAUGGCAGGCAUCUCAAUUUUCUUGACAUUUGUGGUUCUCUUCCUUACUAGUACUCUAGCUAGCACUGAUCAGACGAGCAACAGCAGCCGAGUUUAUAUUGUGUACGUGGGAUCUGCAGCUCCAAACUCUUUAACCAGCACUACAGCUUCCUUGAGGACUGACCAUGCUCGCCUCCUUACUUCUCUGUCGAGACGGAAAGCAAAUGCGUUGGUGCACAUUUACAGGCAUGGUUUCGCAGGAUUCGCGGCUCGGCUAUCAGAGGAGGAGGCACAGUCGAUGGCUCAAAAACCUGGAGUUAUAUCUGUUUUUUGAUCACCUGAUCACUUACUGAAACUCCACACCACUCAUUCCUGGGAUUUCCUCAAGUAUCAGACUGAGUUAGAAAUCGACUCAUUUCCUAACAGCAUCUCCGAGAAUGAUGAUGGUGCUGCUGAUGACACAGCACCGGACUCUAAUGGAUCUGACACCAUUAUCAGCAUUUUAGACACUGGUAUUUGGCCGGAGUCGGAGAGUUUUAAUGACAAGGAUAUGGGUCCGAUUCCAUCAAGGUGGAAGGGAACAUGCAUGAAAGGACCUGAUUUUAUUACUUCAUCCAGCUGUAAUAGGCACAGCGGCAGGCAGUGUUGUACGGGAUGCAUCCUACUAUGGCUUAGCUCCUGGGACAGCCAAGGGAGUAUGCACAGCAGAGGGUUGCUAUCGAUCGGCAAUGACACGGCGGUUACUCCAGCUGGAAAAGAGGCCCCAAAAUUCAAUGUGCUCUCAGGGACUUCAAUGGCAUGCCCACAUGUUUCUGGGAUAGCAGCCACUGUCAAAUCUCAAAACCCCACAUGGAGUCCAUCAGCCAUCAGAUCAGCCAUCAUGACAACAGCAACUCGAACAAACAAUUUGAAAACCCCAAUCACUACAGAUUCAAGUUCAAUAGCCACACCAUACGAUUAUGGUGCGGGGGAAGUAACAGUAACUGGACCGCUACAUCCAGGUCUGGUAUAUGAAACUGACACCAUUGACUACUUGAGCUACCUCUGCUAUUAUGGGUUUGAUACAUCCAAACUCAAAACCAUCGCUAGAACUGCUCCAAUAGGUUUUGCUUGCCCCAAAGACUCCAAGGCUGAUUACAUAUCCAACAUCGACUACCCAUCAAUAGCAAUUUCCAAAUUCAUUGGAAAAGAAAGCAGGAAGGUUACAAAUGUUGCAGGAGAUGGUGAAGUGGUUUUCACAGCGAUUGUGGAUACACCUAGAGGUCUAAGCGUCAAAGUGAUUCCUGAUAAACUACAUUUUUCAAUGAACAACCAGAAGCUCAGUUAUCAAAUGGUUUUCUCUUCAACCACAUCUGUUCCCAAGGAAGACAUGUUUGGGUCUCUUACAUGGAGCAAUGGAAAGUAUAAAGUCCGAAGUCCAGUUGUUGUAAGUGUUUGAAAACUGACAGGAGAGGAGUAUUCCAGUAAGUAAUGACUAUUAUAGAACAUCUGAGCUGAUAAUAGCACAGGGUAGAGCUGUAUCUAAGAAUUACAAAUCAAUCCAUCAUAUUGCACACAAGAUUAAACGGCC